CAAGUUAUUGCUUAUUUCGCCACACGUAUAUAGAGAAACUACAGCUCCAUCUUCUGUCUAGUUCGAAAGAUUUCAUUCAAGGAUAUAGGAUCGCUAAACAGCUAGCGUACUUUUGUGUCUUUAGAUUGCCUACUUUAACUUUUCUUUCAACUCAGUAACCACCCCAAACUCAACCAUACACAAACUCAAAAUUACUUUCCUGCAAUCUUUUCAUAAGGAAUAACUAGAAAAACUCCUACUUAAGCUACACUCCACUACUCAAGCAACAAAGAGUUGAGCACCUCACUCAAAUCAAAGGAAAUAACAAUUUUUAUAUUCCAGCAUGACUUCCAAUGUUUUACUCGACUUGGAAACAUUUUGUAAAGUCUUUACAAUAAACAUUGGCCGUAAUCUGCCAGGGCAAGCAAAAUUUGUGAAGGUUUCGGUUGCUCUUCUAGCAACACAAUCAUUCUUUUUCAAAACUGCUUCUAGCCAGCCAUGGAUUAAAGGAGAAAACGUCAUAGACCUUCCAGAUGUGUCACGUUCAACAUUUGAAGUGUUCUUGGUGUGGCUGUACACAGCUGAUAUCACGCAUGCGAGCGUCUUUCAACUAUCCGUUAAUCCAGAAACUCCCGGACAAGGACCGUCAGCGAUAGAACAGCUCUCCAAAAUUUGGCAUCAACUCAUUGAUUGCUACUUAAUGGCAGAUUACAUACAGGCGCCAAGAUAUACGAACUUUAUAAUGAAUGUUCUCAUUGCAAAGUUAAAAGAGUUCGAAGAGAUUCCGGUGGAUGAAAAUUUCCCCAGUGAUCCCUUGUGCAAUUCAUGUGUUAAAACUAUUGAAAUUGUCUGGAACGAGACUGUUUCUACGUCACCUCUCCGGAAGUUGAUUUUGCACAGUCUCGGUUCAACAUGUCAUGCUCCUUGGAACAUGACGAAAACACUAUUUUUCGCUUCUCGGACACCAUAUGAUAGUCCGAAGGUACCACAUGAGUUUCUAGAAGACUUUCUUGAGCAAUCUUUCAAAUCGUCACAACUUCUUAUUCGAGUUCCUGCCCCGUGGUUUGUGCAAACUACAUAUCACGUCGAGGAAAAGCUUCCGUAG
Messenger RNA from Botrytis cinerea B05.10, 1084 nucleotides. RefSeq lists its product as hypothetical. The coding region runs from base 323 to 1084 and encodes 253 amino acids. The transcript has 3 exons. NCBI's taxonomy places the organism in Eukaryota, Fungi, Ascomycota, Leotiomycetes, Helotiales, Sclerotiniaceae. The record is from RefSeq and is a predicted model, not a curated record. Gene Ontology annotation, molecular function: protein binding.